AUGGCACAAUUUGUUACUAAAACAAAAGCUCAUACGUUACACUUUUCCUAUGAUGAAGAUGACAGCUGUGCCCUGACAACUCUCAUCAACGAUGUCCGCUACCAUGUCAUGGUUGAUCCGAACGAAUUGAAAAAGUCCCGCGAGAAGCCGUUGUAUUACGAAUACCUCGACAAGAUAUCAGCACUUCGUGAGGCUGAAGAGAGGGAAGAGGAGUUGGCUGAAGAGCAACAAGCCAGAGUCAAUCGUAGCAAAGUGAAAAACAAGAACAAAGGCAGGGAGGACAGGGAGGGCUCAGAUAGUAAAGACAGUGGUAUCGACGUCACAGCAGACGGUGAUGACGAUGAAUACGUGGAGGGCGAUGAGGAGGACGAGGAGGAGGUUGGAGAAGACCUAGAGCAAGAUUCAGCCAGUGCAGGUUUGGAGCUGCGUAACUGGAUACUCGGAGCACUUGCAGACAUCACGAAAACUGACGCACCACCAAAUCGCGAACCAGAAGAGUCCACACUGUACGAAUGGUACCACGGCCCUACAUACUUCUACAACCUGCAAAUCACCAACGGAGAGCUCUGCCCUAAACUCCUCGAGACAACCCCAGAACUCGAAGCAAAAAUCGAAGCCCAAGUCCCCCGCCUGAAAAUGCCAAAAUACAUCCAAAACUACGAUCUCCCCUGGCUUAACCCCAACGACCUAACCGUACAAUCCGAAGUCAGCAUGCCACCCCCCGCGCACCCAGGCCAAGUCAUCCACAAAAAGACGGGUGUAGUAUAUUUCUUCAAACCCGUGGUACCCGAGCAACCCGACUCUGUCAAACGCGAAAUCCACAUCCUCCGCAAACUCGAGACGCUAAAUCUCAACAUAAAAUUCCCAAGCCUCCUCGGCUUCGUCUCCCUCGGCACCAGCAAAACACAAGUAAUGGGCAUGCUUCUCCAGAAUAUCCGCUACCCAACGCCCCUAACCAAACUCAUGCGGUCCAGCGUCGACGCCGGUGCGCGUGCGGAGUGGAGUCGCAAGAGCGAAGCUUAUAUCCAACAGCUGCAUGAGCAUGGGAUUGUGUGGGGGGAUGCGAAGGCGGAUAAUUUCAUGGUGGAUGCGGAGUCGGAGCUGUGGAUUAUUGAUUUUGGGGGGAGUUAUACGGAGGGGUGGGUUGAUCCGGAGAUCAGCGAGACGGUGGAGGGUGAUCGCAUGGGGUUGGAGAAGAUUCAGGUUGCGUUGGAGGAUCCGGAGGGGGGGACGGUGGAGUUGGGGAUUGGUGGGGAGAGCGAGGAGGAGGAGGGUAGUAGUGCGGUAAGGGAGACGGCGAGUACAUUGUUUGUUACGGAACGGUCGGCGGAUGAGGAGGUUACGAGGGAGGAGAAGAGGAAGAGGGCGGAGAGCGAGGUUGGAGAGGGGAUGGGGGAGGAUAAGGGUAUGAGAAAGAGGAGAAAAGAGUGA
This is a messenger RNA of Bipolaris oryzae ATCC 44560, 1431 nucleotides long. RefSeq lists its product as uncharacterized. Bases 1 to 1431 code for a protein of 476 amino acids. The record is from RefSeq and is a predicted model, not a curated record. NCBI's taxonomy places the organism in Eukaryota, Fungi, Ascomycota, Dothideomycetes, Pleosporales, Pleosporaceae. The transcript has a single exon.